Messenger RNA from Zingiber officinale, 2084 nucleotides. RefSeq names its product synaptotagmin-2-like. The transcript is spliced from 12 exons. Gene Ontology annotation, cellular component: endoplasmic reticulum. Gene Ontology annotation, molecular function: lipid binding. The record is from RefSeq and is a predicted model, not a curated record. NCBI's taxonomy places the organism in Eukaryota, Viridiplantae, Streptophyta, Magnoliopsida, Zingiberales, Zingiberaceae. Bases 310 to 1926 code for a protein of 538 amino acids.
CUUUCAAACUCCAUGCGUUACCGACAGUCCCACGGGGCGGGGCGCGCGCACGCCCACUCUCCACAUCGAUCUUCUAUGGCUGCCAUUAAAUCUCGCUAGCUCUAACCUCGACAGCCUAAUAAAUCCCACCUCUUCUCUGCCCAACUGAUUCCGCUUCCUCCAUGUGGAAUUUGGGUUGGAAUUCUGCGUAGGCGAUUUGGGUGAUUGUGGAUUUCGACGUACUCCGGAAAAGUGGGAUCUAGCCCUUUUCUUCUCUUCUGCCUGCCUUUGUUGAUUUUGUUUGGCUAGGUGGUGGAUUAGAUAGUGGCGAUGGGGUUCCUCGGCACGGUGUUGGGUUUCUUUGGCUUCGGAUGGGGGAUCGCCCUCGGCUUGGUCAUCGGCUACUACCUGUUCAUCUUCUCCCAGCCCACUGACGUCAAGGAUCCUGAAAUUCGGCCACUUGUUGAAUAUGAUUCUACUGCAUUGGAGAAAAUGUUUCCAGAAAUUCCCUUAUGGGUGAAAAAUCCAGACUUUGAUCGAGUUGACUGGUUAAACAAGUUUCUAGAGUAUAUGUGGCCGUAUCUUGACAAGGCGAUUUGCAAAACUGCAAAGGAGAUAGCAAAACCAAUUAUUGCUGAGAAUACUGCCAACUACAAAAUUGACUCUGUCGAAUUUGAAACACUCACCUUAGGUUGUUUGCCACCUACUCUUCAAGGAAUGAAAGUUUACACUACUGAUGAAAAGGAACUGAUCAUGGAACCAUUUUUGAAGUGGGCUGGAAACCCUAAUGUGACCGUUGUGGUUAAGGCAUUUGGAUUAAAAGCAACAGCACAGGUUGUAGACUUGCAAGUCUUUGCAAUUCCACGGAUUACAUUAAAGCCGUUGGUCCCAAACUUCCCUUGUUUUGCAAAAAUCCUUGUAUCACUCAUGGAGAAGCCUCAUGUUGAUUUUGGACUAAAGCUUCUAGGAGCUGAUGUUAUGUCAAUACCUGGUCUUUACAGAUUUGUUCAGGAGACCAUAAAGAAGCAAGUUGCAGCCAUGUACCUAUGGCCUAAAACACUAGAAGUCCCGAUAAUGGAUCCCACGAAAGCUAUGAAGAAGCCCGUUGGUAUUCUGGAAGUGACUGUUGUCCAGGCAAUGAAAUUGAAGAAGAAAGAUCUUUUGGGUAAGUCGGAUCCAUAUGUAAAGCUAACUCUUCAAGAUGAUAAUCUGCCAGCAAAGAAGACCACUGUGAAACGUAGCAAUCUUAAUCCUGAGUGGAAUGAGGAAUUCAAGUUUGUUAUCAAGGAUCCAGAAACUCAAGUUCUUGAACUUAGUGUCUUUGAUUGGGAGCAGGUUGGCAAACAUGAUAAGAUGGGUUUGAAUAUCGUCCCACUGAAAGAUCUUACCCCUGAUCAGACAAAAACUCUAACUCUUGACUUGCUCAAGACCUUGGAUCCAAAUGAUCCUCAAAAUGACAAGUCACGUGGACAGAUGGUUGUAGAAGUCACCUACAAGCCAUUUAAGGAAGGGGACGUUCCAAAUGAUAUCAGUGAUGAAGAAGGAGAAAUGGAGAAGGCACCCGAAGGCACUCCGGCGGGUGGUGGUUUGCUUGUGGCUAUGAUCCACGAAGCUCAAGAUCUUGAAGGGAAGCAUCACACAAAUCCUUAUGUUCGGAUCCUGUUCAGAGGAGAGACAAAGAAAACUAAGUGCAUCAAGAAAAAUCGAGAUCCAAGAUGGGACGAGGAGUUUCAAUUUGUUUGUGAAGAACCACCUACAAACGAAAAAAUGCAUGUCGAGGUAGUUAGUCGACCACCUAGUAUCGGAAUCCACUCCAAGGAAAUGCUAGGACAUGUGGUCAUCAGCCUUGCGGAUGUUGUCAACAACAAGAGAAUCAACGAGAAGUAUCAUCUUAUCGACUCAAAAAAUGGUCGCUUGCAAGUUGAGCUGCAGUGGAGAACAUCAUAGUCCAGAAACUCAUUCAAUUUCAUGUCAUCGGAUGUUCAAUAAUUGGAGAAUAUUUUUUUUGUAAAUAACUAAAUCAAAGACUAUCUUUUGUCUUCAGAAUCUCUGUUUUUAUGUUUCUGCUGUCGUAUUUUUCAUAGAUGAAGAGAGUUUUUGUUUGA